AUAGGUACCACCACCCGAACAAUUGUAUUCAAUUUGAUGAAGGGAAGAAGAGGGCAUAAAUUGAAUUUUCUUCCCGCCUCAAAUCAUCGAGGGCAACGAUGGUAUCCAAAAGAAAUGCUGUCUGCGCUGAAAACGAAGGCCUGGCCGCGUUUCUCUUCGAGAAAUGGGAAGAAAUGGCUGCCCAAGACAAGUUCACCGAACGUAUGGGUGCCACUCUCUCUACGGCUUACAAAAACCUCUGCGAUCACAAGGAUCCCAUCCUCCACCUCAAAGGAGCCAGAAACGUCAAAGGAAUUGGAAAUUGGACGUUGGAGCUAAUGAAGGAUUAUUUCGAGAGUAAUGUGAAUGAACAUCCUUCGAGUCAGGAAGUGUUGGAACCAAGAGUCAAAAAGAGCAGGGGUUCAGGUCGAUAUCUACCCCAAAAGAGUUCUGCACCAUAUGCAAUUUUGAUUGCUCUUUACAGGGGAACUCAAAAUGAAAAGGAGUAUAUGUUGAAGCAGGAACUUAUUGAUGCAGCUGAAGCUAGCGGGCUUUCAAAAUUGGCUAUUGGGCCAUCGAAGAGCAGUGCAAAUCCUGGACGAUUUGGGAACCAGCCCAAAGAAUGGUAUUCUGGGUGGAGCUCGAUGAAGACAUUGAUAGCAAAAGGACUAGUUGUGAAGUCAAGUUCUCCAGCAAAGUACAUGCUGACAGAAGAAGGAAAAAUAACAGGAAAGGAGUGCCUGGAAAGAUCAGGUUUACUCAACGAUGGACCUCCUCAAAUAUGCAGUCAGCAGAUUACAGAAGUGGUGUCUAGUGUAAAGGGUGUUUGUACUGGAACAUCAUCAUUGUCCAAGCACAGGGAAGAAGAUAAUAUAAUACUAGGAGCUACAAAGCAAGGAAAUAAUGCAUGCCAUGCAAAGAUGAAGGUACCCGCUUCACGGGAGAUCAGGAGCCGGCCUUCCGUAGCAACUGAAUUUGUUGACAAAGAACAAGCUGAAACUUCAUCUCUGCAAUUAAAGCAAAGUUUCAGAAAGGAGCUUCAUCCUUGUUCAGUACCUAAUAAGACAGCAGAUUUAGGGGAAGAUGAUUUAAGGAAAAGUUUACAAACAGAACCUACAAAAACUUCAAAUUUGAGUCAUAAUACUGAGCUAUUUUCGUCAACUUUAAGAGCUUGUACAUUUUCUAGUUUAAGCCAUCACCACCAUAAAAAUUCAGAUCCAAAUCCUGAUAGAGUUAACACAAAUGUCUUAGCAACACCCCCCCUGGGAAAUAGUGACAGAUUUUCUGACUUGUAUGAUGUAGUACUCAUCUUGGAUGACCGUGAACAGUUUGGACGUGAUAGUCAGGGGGCUCACAGUAGACAGAAAGUUGCUGAUCGCUUGAUAUCACAAUUCAAAAUCCAGGUUGAGAUAAGGCGCUUACCAAUUGGAGAUGCAACUUGGAUAGCUCGACAUAAACACACAGGACAAGAAUAUGUGUUAGAUUUCAUAGUCGAGAGGAAAAAAGUAGAUGAUUUGAAUAGUUCAAUAAAAGAUAAUCGCUAUAAGGAUCAAAAACUGAGGCUUAUGAGGUGUGGACUCCAAAGAUUGAUUUAUCUGAUUGAGGGAGAUGCAAACCUGACAGAUGCAUCAGAGAGCAUUAAAUCUGCGGCUUUCACCACAGAGAUACUUGAAGGAUUUGAUGUUCAGAGAACACGGGAUUUAGCAGACACAGUAAGAAAGUAUGGCUAUCUGACGCUGUCUAUAGAGGAUUACUAUAAUAUAGCAGGUCGGGUGACUGGAAAUGAAAUGGAUAAGCCUUGUAUGACUUAUGAUGAAUUUGUCACCAAGUGUCGUGACCUUGACAAGGAAACUGUUAGUGAUGUAUUUGGUGUACAGUUAAUGCAGGUGCCACAAGUUACAGAGGAUGUUGCACUCGCAGUGUUGGAUCGCUAUCCUUCAGUGCUUUCUCUUGCUCAAGCGUAUUCUCGUCUUGAGGGGAAUCAUGAUGCUCAAGAAAAACUGUUAAAAGAAAUUCCCAUACAUAACCAGAGCAAGAUAAUUGGUGGAAUAAUUAGUAAGAACAUCUACAAAUUCAUUUGGGGUGAAGGAACAUAACUGUUUUAUUUAUUUCUGACUGUUAUAUAACAAUGAGAUGAAUUUUACUGACAUAAUUGAAAAUCAUCAUGAACCGGGUUGUAUCUAUUGAGCAAAAGUAACAGUUAAAUUGCAAGGGAAUUAGUGGAUAUAUGAUUAUAUCUGCUAGACGCCUAUAUAUAUGCUUCUACAAGGAAAGUGGCUGUUUGUAUCCAAAGGGCUUUGACUUCUGUCCAUUCUUUGCCCUUACAUCUGUUCAUUUUGCUAAUUAUUCCAUUUGCAAAAGUAUGUUCAAGUCUUUUCUUUGUAUCCAAAGGUCUUUGGCUUCUAUCCAUUCUCUAACCUUUCAUCGGUUCAUUUUGUU
Messenger RNA from Cryptomeria japonica (Japanese cedar), 2418 nucleotides. Its product is annotated as crossover junction endonuclease MUS81. The record is from RefSeq and is a predicted model, not a curated record. Gene Ontology annotation, cellular component: nucleus; Holliday junction resolvase complex. Lineage: Eukaryota; Viridiplantae; Streptophyta; Pinopsida; Cupressales; Cupressaceae. Gene Ontology annotation, molecular function: 3'-flap endonuclease activity; DNA binding; crossover junction DNA endonuclease activity. The coding region runs from base 99 to 2075 and encodes 658 amino acids. The transcript has 15 exons. Gene Ontology annotation, biological process: DNA catabolic process; resolution of meiotic recombination intermediates; mitotic intra-S DNA damage checkpoint signaling.